Messenger RNA from Fusarium poae, 861 nucleotides. RefSeq lists its product as uncharacterized. The record is from RefSeq and is a predicted model, not a curated record. Lineage: Eukaryota; Fungi; Ascomycota; Sordariomycetes; Hypocreales; Nectriaceae. Bases 1 to 861 code for a protein of 286 amino acids. The transcript has a single exon.
AUGAAUGCUCCAGAAUCGGAUAACCCAUUUACACCUAAGCAGGCUUUGAAGCCCACCCCGGAGCUCUAUGGAGAGCUCGUAGGCGACGGCAUGGAGCAACUUGCCAGUGCAUCAAUCUCGUUCAUCGACUUCUCCUCAUCCUCAGAAACCAUCGUUCAUGAUAUCGGUUGCGGCCUAGGCGCGGCGACUGCCGCUGUCGUAGCCGCGCCUCAUAGCAACAAAACAAAGAUAAUCGGAAGCGAUAUCAACGAUAAUGUGCUCAAUCUCUAUCGUGAACAGAUUACAAAAAGCAACUGGCCAGCCGAAGCCGUAAAAGCAGACGCUACUGCCCUCACGUUUGACGACGAAAGCUUUACUCAUGCCAUUGGUAAUGCGUUGUUGUUCGUUCUACCGAAUGAUGGCGUCGACGCGGUGAAAGAGAUGCAUCGUACUCUUAAGCCAGAUGGCAUCGCAAUCGUCAAUUCGUGGGCAUAUGUGCCCACUCUGCCUGCCAUCGUGGCCGCUUGCGAAAAGACCCGACCAGCUGGAACACCGCUCCCUCGUCAAGGUCUUGAGAAGUGGGAAAACGAAGACUUUUUCCGAAGUAUCGUUAUCCAUGGUGGUUUUCCGGCUCACAAGGUAAAUAAGGAAAGAAAGGAUGUAUUUAUCAGCAUUGGUAACCUAAAGCACUUCGCGACUUUGCUUUGGAGUUUCAUUGGAGGAACGUCUAGUGCAGGUUGGUUAGAAUCAGAUGAGGAGAAUUGGGAUGUUGCACUUGAUACAGUUGUUGAGUCACUCAAGAAAAGCGAGGGAUUUAAGGAACUCGAGAAUGGGAAGAAUAAGAUUAUGUUCAAGGCUCACAUUGCGAUUGCGAGGAAGUAA